AUGAUAGCCCCGAACGCCGACGAAGGAAGCCUCAUGAUGAUCCGGCCUCGAAGAAACUGGACCCCCGAAGAGGAUGUGAUCUUGAAGCGAGAGGUUAGACGAGUACAAGCAGAGGGUGACAACAUCAGUUGGCAUGAUAUUGCUGCAUUCCUUCCCGGGCGAACGAACAAAGACUGCCGGAAGCGGUGGUAUGGCACAGCAGCUGCAAAGGUCAAGAAGGGGCCAUGGACCGAGUCCGAGGACGAACGCCUGCGACGGGCGAUUGAGCGACAUGGCACAAAGUGGGCUGUCGUGGCUUCGGUGGUUGGGACGAGGCUGCCAGAUCAGUGCUCAAAACGAUGGAGCCAUGCCAUCAAUCCGGAUAUCAAUCACAGCCCAUGGACUCCUCAGGAGGACGAGCUGUUGAUGCAAUAUGUCAACAAGCACGGCCACUACUGGCAGCAGAUCGUCUCGCUCUACUUCCCCGGACGGACGAGUCUCGCCGCGAAGAACAGAUACCACAUACUGCAGCGGAGGCUGAAGAGUGAAGAAUCCGCUGUUGCCGAUGGAGUCUGCGAUUGGGAAAGAUCGAACGAUGGCAGUUUGUGGCAGGAGAUUCUCUGGUCUGAUCCAUCGCAGCGACAGGACUCUCCGCCAUGGACAGGGAGGAGCGACCACGGUUUGCCUUUCACAACACGAUCACCCACGGAGCCAGUCGCACCUGCCAGGAAUUUCUUCACGCCCGAUAAAGGCCCGUCCUGGCUCCCGUUGACGCCUUGCUCUCCGCUCUACGAUGCCCCAGCUGAUUUCCUAAACGAUCCGCCGCCGUUCCAGUUCCCUGGACUACCUACACAAAACGGAGACAGUGGAAUCCCAGCUCUCGAAUAUCCAUUCCCAUCCACAGUUACCGUCGACGAGCUCCUGCUCCAAAGUCUCUCCAGCACUCAUUCCACCGCUAUACCCACGACUACAUCCCCCUCGCCCCCCGUCUCUUCAAGCACAAACACAACCCCAACCACCGAGUCAGAUCAGCGCCGAUUAUGCAUCGAGGCAGUCUGCUCAACCGACAAGCUCAGCGCUCUCUUCGAAGCCGUAACGAGGUACUCUGUGUCAGCCGUGAUCAAAACCGACGACUAG
This is a messenger RNA of Aspergillus mulundensis, 1116 nucleotides long. RefSeq lists its product as uncharacterized. Gene Ontology annotation, biological process: mitotic cell cycle; positive regulation of transcription by RNA polymerase II. Bases 1 to 1116 code for a protein of 371 amino acids. Gene Ontology annotation, cellular component: nucleus. Lineage: Eukaryota; Fungi; Ascomycota; Eurotiomycetes; Eurotiales; Aspergillaceae. Gene Ontology annotation, molecular function: RNA polymerase II cis-regulatory region sequence-specific DNA binding; DNA-binding transcription factor activity, RNA polymerase II-specific. The transcript is spliced from 4 exons. The record is from RefSeq and is a predicted model, not a curated record.